GAGCUCAGUGAGCCUGAGAGCGCGUGAACGUGAGGGAGGCCGAACGGAGCCGAGCAGAACCGAGUAGAACCGACCCGACCGGAGUCUGGAAUUACCCCCCAGCAUUCAUAAGACCGCGGUGGAGCUGACGCCGUGACCUGUCGCUCCGCUCCGGCGGUCUUUCACCGCCCCCCCUCCGCCUCCUUCUCCCGGAGAGCCAUUAGCAUCGGCGGCUAACGUAGCUAGCAGCUAGCCGUUACAUACCGAGGCUUCUCCAGCUGACCUCUACCACAACACAGCAGCUCUGAGCACCUCCUCCUCGCUCCUCCGGGGUAUUUACCCCCUCCUCGGCUACCCCACCACCACCUCCAGCAUCUCCGCUUCCAGGUGUCCCGCCGAAGGUUCCCGAAUAUGAUCCAGAAUGAGCCAAAGAGACACCCUAGUUCAUCUGUUUGCUGGAGGAUGUGGAGGCACUGUCGGAGCCAUCUUGACGUGUCCUCUGGAAGUGGUGAAGACUCGUCUGCAGUCGUCCUCCAUCACCCUGUACGUGUCUGAGGUCCAGCUCAGCACCGUCAAUGGGGCCAGCGUGGCCCGCGUGGCCCCCCCGGGCCCCCUGCACUGUCUCAAGUUGAUACUGGAGAAGGAAGGCCCUCGCUCGCUCUUCAGGGGCCUGGGGCCAAACCUAGUGGGCGUGGCACCUUCCAGGGCGAUCUACUUCGCUGCUUAUUCCACAGCCAAAGAGAAGCUGAAUGGCGUGCUGGAAGCGGACUCCACCCAGGUGCACAUGGUGUCGGCAGGAAUGGCAGGUUUUACAGCCAUCACAGCAACCAACCCCAUCUGGCUCAUAAAGACUCGGUUACAGCUGGACGCCAGGAACCGAGGCGAGCGGCGGAUGAACGCCUUCGACUGCGUGCGCCGGGUGUACCAGGCGGACGGCCUGCGGGGCUUCUACAGGGGAAUGUCGGCGUCCUACGCCGGCAUCUCAGAGACUGUGAUCCACUUUGUGAUCUAUGAAAACAUUAAGCGGCGCCUCCUGGAGGCCAAAGCGCCGCAGAACAUGGACGAGGAGGAGGAGUCGUCCAAGGACGCCUCAGACUUUGUGGGCAUGAUGCUCGCCGCCGCCACCUCCAAGACGUGUGCCACGACCAUCGCUUAUCCUCACGAGGUGAUCCGCACCAGGCUACGUGAGGAGGGCACCAAGUACCGCUCCUUCUUCCAGACUCUAACGACAGUGCCCAAAGAGGAGGGUUACCGCGCCCUCUACCGCGGCCUCACCACCCACCUGGUCCGCCAGAUCCCCAACACCGCCAUCAUGAUGUGCACCUACGAGCUGGUGGUCUACCUCCUGAACGGUUAAAGCCCCUCCACCCCACCCCUCCACCCCGGACUUCCUCUGGGACGACUCUCUGUGACCCCACCCUCUGGUCGACACGAGCAGGUGUUUAAAAAAAAGUUUUAAAAAAAGUUUGUGUUUGUAACCAAAAGGACGUGGAGCUGACCCUCGAGUUGGUUGGAGGAAUGAAUUCCCGGUGUCCUUUAUCUCCGUCAGACUCCACCUGCCUCUAACCAUACUAAUGUAGAGGAGGAAUAGAUCCAGCAAUCCCUGCAGCCCUCACCGCCACACUCGGUAGCUACCAGACAUCUGGAGGUGGGACGAAUGAUCCGGAGCCUGGGAGGAGGGCGGAGGGUGGAGUUCAGGGCAGGCAAUGAGCGGGAGAGGCGAACGGAAGAUGUGCCUUGCGUGUAGAUGUUAAAGUUCCACUUAUGUGCAACCAGGCUUCCUGAGUGAAAGAUUUACAUAAAUGAAAAACAGAAGCACUUACCCGAAGGUGGUCGGUACUCGUGAUGGAGGAAGUUUGCUCGCUAACAACUCAAUGCUAACACACCUCGUCAAAGAUUAUCCAUAUGAAGAGUCACGGUAUCGAGGUCCUGACUAAUUAAAACCAAACCGAUCUCAAAUUUAACUAUCAAUUCUGAGAAAAUACGACCUUAAAAGAAAGAACUGUAGCUGUCUGGGUUCUCCGAACUUUGAUUUUCAUGCAUCUGACAACAUGAACACACUGUAUUGGAGAAGUUUUCAUGUUUUCAAACCUGCAGUGGCGCCAAACCUGUAAAAUCCAGUGUUGCAGUACGAUUUUGUCCCACUAGGUGGUACAGUGAGUCGCUGUCCUCUUGUUCACGCUGGUGAAACAUGGCUGAGGACCGCGGCUCACCGCCAACAACGCACAAACGCAGCUCAGCUGAACGCCAACGCACCCUUCAUGGUCGUUUCAUCAACUGUUCUGACAACAUGCAGUCGACCGUUUCUCGGAUUAUCACUUCAAAAUGUUGCAGUAUGCGAUAAAAUUUCAUCGUGACGUAACGUGGAAGUUUUCACGUCUUCAGAGUGAAUUUUUUGCGGGUUGCAGAAUAAUUAUCACGGUUUCAACUUCAAACUCUAAGGCAUUAUAUCAAAACAUAACCACAUUACGUUAUUAGAAUUGUUUGUUCCUACGUGACACACAACCACAUGACGCUAAUUUUCUGGCUUCGAUUUGGAAACUUCAGUUCUCUAACAUGCUAACAUUUUCCUUCACGUUUCUACUCAAUACCCCCGCGUUGCCAUUUAAUCCACUGUCACGUGAUGCUAAGUAGCUGAAAUGCUGAAGACGAGUCGUCUGUGAAACUGGACGGAGGUUAAGAAGCCGCCAAACCGAAGCAGUAUGGAAUCCUCCAUUCGAACCACUGGAAUGUAAAUAAAAACCUAAAACCGUGACCCGUCGUGAAGUAAAGGUAAAUUAACAGAUUUUAACAGAUGUGUGUAUGAAAUAGCUGUGUUAUAUGACUGUGUUGCAUUUUUUUUCCCCCACCUGCCUCUGGCAGAGUGCACGGAGAGGGGAGACGUUCCCUUUUCCUCAGCCGAACCCCAUUUAGUUCUUGUAGCACUUUGUCUGGUCUCACGGCUCCAGGCGAGGACGGGCCUCUGGAGUUUAUACUGGAAACGUGGAAACAGCUCUUCAGAAACGCACAUCAUCUUUAUCUACAAGGAAGCAGGAAAGAAACCGGUUCGUCUGAUUCUUUCCUCGUGUUCGUUUGUCUUCUCAACAAGUGAAAUUACAGCAUUUCAACCACAUAUUCAUUUUUCCCCAACUACCUAUGUGUGUGUUUUUGGAAGAAACAUUUUUUUUUUGCUUGUUUUUUUUUAACUACUCAGUUUCUGGGGAUUUGUGUUGCUGCCACAGCAGAAAUAAACCUUUUUAGUUUUUCCUGCAGGAGGCGCCAGACAGCGUCGAUGAAAUGCAGGCAAAAUUGGGCAAAAACCUGCUUUUCUUGGAUUUGUAAUCGUGAAAUUGAGGAUGAAACAAUUUAUUUCAUUGGAGCACACAUAUUUACAACAGAUUUUAAAAUGAAAAGCAUAUUAGCAUUACAUGGUAAUCCUAUAAAAUCGAAAAGAUGAUCACUUUUUGAGGUUGCAUUUGUAAAUUGACUCGAAGGUUAGUACAAUUUUUUGCAUUAAAAAUGAAUUAAUAUUCUCAAACUUAAAAACAUACAAAACUUCCGUGUCAGAACAAUACACUGCCACAUAAUGCAGAUAUUUAACAUUUUAUUGUGGAACUUUUCAUGUUAUACGAUGCCAGCAGUCUCAUCAUUUGGUCAGUUUUAGUGAAUGAAAUGUAAAUUUUCAGAUUAUCACCUCAUCAGAGAUCAAUAUGUUAAUAAUAUGUUCCAACUGAAUAACUUAGCAUGUGGGAAUGUGUUAUGUUUUAUCUAACUUUAUUGUAAUGUGAACAUUUUUGUGCUGUGAUGUUCAUCUGUAAAACUUUCAAUGUAGUUGUAAAAAAGAAAAAGUUUGAGAUUGUGAAAGGUUAGCAUUAUGUGGUGGUGAAUCAUAUUUUGUCAGAAUUUUUACAUUUCUGCUCCAUGGCAACGGUUCCUCACUUAGUUUCACCAGAUUUAGAAAUGGUCCGUAAUAAACCUUGAAGUUUUAGCUUGAAUGUCAGAGUAAAACAUGGUUAAAUGUUCAUUUCCUGAUGUGGCAGCAAUACAUUUCAGGAUGUUUCCAGUUGAACAUUAACGUCAGAAGAGAAGUGAAGUCUUGACGCUGUCCGACCGGAAACGCUCCCCAACUUUAAUGUGAACAUUUUACACACAUGCAGAUAACAGAUCUUCAUAUGAACCGUCUUAGCUCUUCUCAUUCAUGCUUUCAUGCUUCACAUGCGAAGGAAGUAGAACCGUUUUACUCCAGAUAACAAGCAAACACACUUUCUCUGGUCUUGGAAACUGUCUCUCUUUUUUUUUUUCUUCCACGGACUUUGACGGAAAUUUCAGUAUUCCAACACUUAGUUUCUGCUGUACAAAUGAAGGAGAUUUAAACUUCUAUGCAUCUCUUCAGUUUUGUCGGUGUGCUGUUGGUCGAUUGUGAGAGUGUGUGAGUGUGUAAAAACCUUCAAACAGUGUUUUCUCUUUUUUCUUUUAAAGAAAAAAAAAGACCUCUUGAGACAAGUUGUUGCCUUUAUCCUUUCCUCCCUCGGUGUUCUCUUCAUGUGGUCAUGCAGUCGUUCCCCAGCGGCUCGCUCUAUGCAUUCUCUCAUUCUCUUGUUUUUGUAAAACAAUAAAAUCAAUAAAAUGGAGUGCAACUAUGUUCUGCCUGUAAAA
Messenger RNA from Salarias fasciatus (jewelled blenny), 4614 nucleotides. RefSeq names its product solute carrier family 25 member 36-A-like. The record is from RefSeq and is a predicted model, not a curated record. Gene Ontology annotation, molecular function: pyrimidine nucleotide transmembrane transporter activity. Lineage: Eukaryota; Metazoa; Chordata; Actinopteri; Blenniiformes; Blenniidae. Bases 401 to 1336 code for a protein of 311 amino acids. Gene Ontology annotation, cellular component: mitochondrion. Gene Ontology annotation, biological process: pyrimidine nucleotide import into mitochondrion. The transcript has 7 exons.